Terrapene triunguis (Three-toed box turtle) is the source of this 1374-nucleotide messenger RNA. RefSeq names its product S-adenosylmethionine synthase-like. The transcript is spliced from 9 exons. Bases 54 to 1223 code for a protein of 389 amino acids. Gene Ontology annotation, molecular function: methionine adenosyltransferase activity; ATP binding. Gene Ontology annotation, biological process: S-adenosylmethionine biosynthetic process. NCBI's taxonomy places the organism in Eukaryota, Metazoa, Chordata, Testudines, Emydidae. The record is from RefSeq and is a predicted model, not a curated record. Gene Ontology annotation, cellular component: methionine adenosyltransferase complex; cytosol.
UCUAGUUUGCUGCAGUUUUUCCUUGCCUACAGACUCUCUAAAGAUACUAAACCAUGUCAAGCAACACUUCAAAAAAAGAGAAGAUAUUUCUCUUUACCUCAGAGUCUGUUGCAGAAGGACAUUCUGAUAAAAUGUGUGAUCAGAUCAGCGAUGCUGUCCUUGAUGCCCAUAUCAGAGUUGAUCCAGAUGCUAAGGUUGCUUGUGAAUGUGUGGCCAAAACAGGGAUGAUCUUGCUCUGUGGAGAGAUCACUUCCAAAGCUGUAGUGGAUUACCAGCAAAUUGUGCGAGAGACCCUCAAGAGGAUAGGCUAUGAUGACUCUUCAAAAGGAUUAGACUAUAAGACUUGUACAGUGCUGGUAGCUCUAGAACAACAGUGUGAAGAAAUCAAACAUGCUGUCUCCCAUGGCAAGAGUGAAGAUGACAUUGGAGCUGGGGACCAGGGUUUGAUGUUUGGUUAUGCCACUGAUGAAACUGAAGAAUGCAUGCCUCUAACAAUCCUACUUGCACACAAACUUAAUGCAAAGAUUAAAGCCCUGGAGAGGAAUGGAACAUGGCCCUGGAUUAGACCAGAUGGGAAAACGCAGGUCACAAUGGAAUACAAGGAAAAGGAUGGAGCAGUGGAGCCCAUCCGUGUACACACAUUGGUGAUCUCUGUACAUCAUGCACCCGAUAUGUCUGUACAACAAAUGCGGAAAGAACUAAUGGAAAAAGUUGUCAAAGAAGUUAUUCCAGCAAAAUAUCUAGAUGAGAACACAAUCUAUCAUCUCCUUCCGAGUGAAGUGUUUAUAGAAGGUGGUCCUAAGGGUGAUGCUGGACUGACUGGCCGAAAGAUCAUUGUUGAUACUUAUGGAGGCUGGGGAGCCCAUGGUGGAGGUGCGUUCUCUGGGAAAGAUCCUUCCAAAGCUGAUCGCUCAGCAGCAUAUGCAGCUCGCUGGGUUGCAAAAUCCCUAGUGAAAGCUGGUCUCUGUAGAAGAGUAUUGAUCCAGCUGUCUUAUGCUAUUGGUCUGAGCCACCCUCUAGCCAUUUCCGUAUUCCACUACGGCACUUCAGAUAGAUCAGAAGAAGAGCUGCUUGAAAUUGUACAGAAAAACUUUGAUCUACGCCUUGGAGUCAUUAUAAGGGAACUGGAUUUGAAGAGACCAAUAUAUCAACAGACUGCAUGUUAUGGGCACUUUGGAAGAGAAGAAUUUACAUGGGAAAUACCAAAGAAGCUUGUGUAUUAAGCUUUUCCAAAUCUGUCUCUUAUAAUGGAGAAUCUUUUUAAUGAGCAGGUAUGACCUCUAAACUGUCAGAGGGGAAAAGGAUCUUUUUAAAAUCUAAUAAAUGACAUUCUUGUAACUGAACUAGGUACUGACAACUAUAAGCAAUGUAACU